This is a messenger RNA of Malassezia pachydermatis, 789 nucleotides long. Its product is annotated as tgf beta-inducible nuclear protein 1. The coding region runs from base 1 to 789 and encodes 262 amino acids. The record is from RefSeq and is a predicted model, not a curated record. Gene Ontology annotation, cellular component: preribosome, large subunit precursor; nucleolus. NCBI's taxonomy places the organism in Eukaryota, Fungi, Basidiomycota, Malasseziomycetes, Malasseziales, Malasseziaceae. Gene Ontology annotation, biological process: maturation of LSU-rRNA; maturation of 5.8S rRNA. The transcript has a single exon.
AUGCCUCAGAACGAGUACAUUGAGGAGCACAUCAAGCGCCAUGGUCGCCGUCUCGAUCAUGAGGAGCGCAUGCGCAAGCGUGAGGCUCGUAGUGCUCACAGGGCUUCUGCUGUGGCCCAGAAGACCAUUGGUUUGAAGGCCAAGAUGCUUAACAAGAAGCGUCGUGCUGAAAAGGUGCAGAUGAAGAAGACGAUCAAGCAGCACGAGGAACGUGACGUCAAGAAGUCCACCGCACCCAGCAAUCCUGACACGGCGUUGCCGGCGUAUCUGCUUGACCGUGAGGGACAGAAGGACGCUAAGGCUCUAUCUAGUGCUGUGAAGGAGCGACGCAAAGAUAAGGCUGCGCGCUACUCUGUGCCUCUUCCGCAAGUACGUGGUAUUGCUGAGGACGAAGCGUUCAAGGUGGUCAAGACUGGUAAGCGUAAGCAGAACGGCUGGAAACGUAUGGUGACCAAGGCUACGUUUGUGGGUGACAACUUCACGCGUAAGCCGCCUAAAUUGGAGCGUUUCAUUCGCCCCAUGGGCUUGCGUUUCAAGAAGGCGCACAUUACCCACCCGGAUCUGAAAGCAACGUUCCAGCUUCCUAUUAUUGGUGUUAAGAAGAAUCCACAAUCGCCGAUGUACACGCAGCUUGGUGUGCUUACCAAGGGUACCAUCAUUGAAGUGAACGUGUCUGACCUUGGUAUGGUCACGGCUGGUGGUAAAGUGGUUUGGGGUAAAUACGCGCAGAUCACGAACAACCCUGAAAAUGACGGCUGCGUCAACGGUGUGCUCCUUUUGUCCUCAUGA